Alosa sapidissima (American shad) is the source of this 2857-nucleotide messenger RNA. It is a transcript of the gene stat4, whose product is annotated as signal transducer and activator of transcription 4. The record is from RefSeq and is a predicted model, not a curated record. Gene Ontology annotation, molecular function: DNA-binding transcription factor activity, RNA polymerase II-specific; RNA polymerase II cis-regulatory region sequence-specific DNA binding. NCBI's taxonomy places the organism in Eukaryota, Metazoa, Chordata, Actinopteri, Clupeiformes, Clupeidae. Gene Ontology annotation, biological process: response to peptide hormone; regulation of transcription by RNA polymerase II; regulation of cell population proliferation. The coding region runs from base 218 to 2458 and encodes 746 amino acids. The transcript is spliced from 24 exons.
UCACUUUAUGCCUUCGCUUCCUGUAACCUAUACUACACGUGAUAAAGACUACCUGAAUCUAUUUAAUCGAUUUAAUCUAUCAAGAUAUUCAAAAUACGAGUAGUAGUAGACCCAUAUGGUUUCAAUAGGCCUAGUAGUCUAAAUGUUAUGAUUGUAAUGGAAGUGUUAGCCUACUAUUGUCACCUUUUAGUAAUGUCAUUUUAAUCCGUUUAACAGAAUGAGUCAGUGGAAGCAAAUUCAACAGUUAGAUAUCAAGUUUCUGGAGCAGGUUGAUUAUUUCUAUGAUGACACCUUCCCAAUGGAGGCUCGGCAGGUGUUGGCCAACUGGAUUGAGGGGCAAGACUGGGAAACGGCCGCCAACCACGAGUCGAUGUCCACUGUGCUGUUUAACAACCUCCUCAUCCAGCUUGACCGCCAGUGUUCCCAAGAGCCCAACUUCCUCCUCCGGCACAACCUCAAGAGGAUCACACAGCAGCUUCAGAUGAAAUAUAAGACCAACACAGUCCAAGUGGCUGUGAUCAUCUCCAGUUGUCUGAGAGAGGAGAGGAGGAUCAUCUCUUUAGCCAACAUACAGGAACAGGGGCCUUUGGAAAAGUCUAUGCAGAAUUCUGAAGCUUUCGAAAGGCAGAAAAACCUGGACAACCGCGUGGCUGUGAUUCGGAGUAGCGUUCAGAUGAUGGACCAGGCAGUGAAAUAUCUGGAGGACAUGCAAGAUGACUUUGAUUUCCGCUAUAAAACUCUCCAGUCGCGAGAGGCUGUGCAUGUGUCCGCAGAUCCAGUGGAGAGGAACUCACAGUGCAUGAAACAGGAAGUGGCCCUGCUCCAGGAGAUCCUCAACCGCCUGGACUUCAAACGGAAGGAAAUACUGUCCAAGAUGGCUGAUGUCAUCAAGGAAAUCAACGACAUGAUGAGCACACAGCUGAACUUGGAGCUCAUGGAUUGGAAACGACGGCAGCAGAUCACCUGUAUCGGAGGUCCGGUUCUCACUGGGAUGGACCAGCUACAGAACUGGUUCACCCUGACAGCACAGAGCUUGUUUCAGAUCAAACGGCAACUGGACAAACUGGGCGAACUCAUCCACAAAGUCACCUAUGAGAGUGACCCCAUCCCCUUACAGAAACCACAGAUGGAAGAGCAGGUCAAAUUUCUCAUCUAUCACCUCAUCAAAAGUUCCUUCGUAGUGGAAAAGCAACCGUGUAUGCCCACGCACCCACAGAAACCACUUAUCAUCAAAACACAAGUGCAGUUCACCACCAAGGUCAGGUUACUGGUGAAACUGCCAGAGGUGGACUACCAGCUAAAAGUGAAGACAACAUUUGACAAGGAUCCGCCACCAGGCAAAGUGAAUAGGCAGUUUUUUAUCCUGACCCAAAACACAAAGGUGAUGGAUGUGGAGGAGUCCUCCAAUGGCUGCCUCUCAGUGGAGUUCAGACACCUGCAACUGAAAGAAAAGAAGUUUAGUGGCACAAAAGGAAAUGAGGGCCCCCUUACUGUGACUGAGGAGCUUCACUCCCUCAGCUUUGAAGCCCAGUUCUGUCUGCAGGGAAUGACCAUCGACCUGGCGACGUGCUCCCUGCCUCUGGUGGUGAUCUCCAACGUGAGCCAGCUCCCUGCUGGCUGGGCCUCGGUCAUGUGGUAUAACCUGCUGACUGAUGAGCCGGAGAACCUGAGUUUCUUCAGUAGCCCUCCCAGGGGCACAUGGAGCCAGCUCUCCGAGGUGCUCAGCUGGCAGUUCUCCUCCUUCGCCGGACGCGGCCUCAACAAGGAGCAGCUGAGCAUGCUGGGAGAAAAACUCCUGGGCCAGCAACCAGCACACAAUGACUGUCAGGUGUCCUGGUCCAAGUUCUGCAAGGAAAAUAUUCCUGGGAAGCCGUUUAGCUUCUGGAUUUGGUUGGAUUCUAUUCUAGACCUCAUUAAGAAGCACUUGCUUCCUGUAUGGAUUGAUGGCAACAUAAUGGGCUUUGUGAGCAAGGAGACGGAGCGCGCCCUUCUGAGGGAGAAAGAUUCCGGAACUUUCUUGCUGCGCUUCAGCGAGAGCCACCUGGGCGGGAUCACCUUCACCUGGGUGGAACAGGCCGACAAUGGGGAGGCCAAGUUCAUCUCAGUGGAACCCUACACAAAGAACCGACUCUCUGCUCUUCCAUUUCCUGACAUCAUCCGGGACUACAAGGUUAUUGCGGAUGGCAUUGUGCCGGAGAACCCUCUUAAGUUCCUGUAUCCCGAUAUUCCCAAAGACGAGGCAUUUGGGAAGUAUUAUAACAGUCAGCAGAGCAAAGGCAAGAUUCACAUUUUUCCAUACUUUCCCAUGUCUCUGAUUCCAAUCUCCACUCUAACCUCAAUAACCCAUGCAACGACACCAACAUGUUCCUCCCCAGAGCCACCCAUGAGUCCUGGCAUGUUCGAUGCCCUCAGCCAGACCCUGAGCCCGUUUGAGAUGGCUGCUAUCAGUUCACCAUAGGCCUGACAAAGAAAAUUCUGAGAAAUGUUCUGUUGAGAUCUCUGCUACAUCUGCACGUUCUGAUGGAUGGACUGGACGCUUGCGUGACAUGUUUCUCUUUUCUCGUUCCCUUGCAGAAGGCCUUGUUUUGUCUUAAGUGUAUAACGUGAUAUGCCCAAUAUGUCAAAAUGUGAUCAUUUAGUUUAAAUGCCUUUAAAUGUAACUGUGGAAAGUGGAAUGUGGCAUGUGAGUUAAGAUUGAUUUGCCAUUCAAAAAGGGAGAAAAACAACAAAGAAAGAAGAACAAUGUCACAUUGAGCUUGACAAUCAUCGGGGUGCUUAAAAGAGCCUUACAAUCAAAAACAAUUUACUAUUCAUUUUUUUUCUUGUUUCUUUUUAAAAAAUAUUAUUUCGACUGUGU